UAAACGCAAACCGGGUGAUACAUUUUGCGAUAUCGUCUUUUGUUGGCAUUUCAAAUGUGGUAGAAAGGGACUUUUCUGCCUGCGAGAAAAACCGUCGCUAACGGUGACCCCCGGCUAGGCCGGCGCCUUCGAGUAUAGAGUCCGUCUGCUUGUUUAACGACCUCAAAGGACUUUCUUCUGCUCAUGUGCGCGUCGCAUAAAGGGAUGGAUCAGUGCUUCUCAACCUCACCAUUCGGUUCUGUUCGUGUGUAGAAGUCUUUCAACUCUUUUUUUGUAUUCUGCCUCUGUGAACACAGCCUUGUUGUGUAUGUCGCCGAACGGCACGUGGUGUUGAGCACUCGACACUUGGGGCUAUAGCAGGCUCGUCGUCACUUGUUUCCAGUUCAUUUCAUUAUCAAUUUGUCUUCCGUACAUCGAAGCGGAGGGAGAGUCGCUGACAUCGAUAUCCGUGUUCCCAGCAUUGUGCAGAUUUAGAGUCCUGACCCCGCUUCUACCGGCAAACAGGAAACUCUUUCGAGAUUCACGCUGCCACAUCCAUUUGUCCGUGUCGCGAUCCUCGUUCCUUCGAUGCCCUCCUGACGAAACACGACAUGCACUACUGUCCCUGCUCCACAUAAAAAGGUUAGGACAGGACGUUUUCUGUGCCGUGUGGUCUUUUUCUGUAGGUAGCCAAGGCUUCACCGUUUUCUCUCCCUGUCUUCCAUUCUGGAAGGCGUUUUAGAAGGUUCCCGCCUUAACGGUUGUCUCCCUCAAGGCCCUUCCAUUUCGCUUUCAAACGACUCGGCAAAGCUUCCUCUCAGAAUGUAUUCCAGCAGACCGUAUCCUGGGGCUGCCAGUGCUCCUGGCGUCCCGCCAAUGUCGUCGCAGUAUGCUACCUCUCUUCCUCCGAACUCUUUCAUCUGCGCGGGUCCUCCACCCGAAGGUGCAACCCUUCUUGACCCUGUACUCGAGGAACGGAUUGUGGAGGUGAUAAAGGAGAGAGUGGAGAACCGGUUUAUUGAGGUCCCAGAGGUUCAUUACGUAGAAAAGGUCGUCGAAGUCCCUCACCCAGUCAUUGAAGAGAAAGUCGUUCAUGUUGUGAAACCAGUCAAACAGGAGAGGUUUAAGUAUGUCAAGAAGCCUGUCUAUCUGGACAAGGUCGUCGAGGUCCCACAGAUUCAAUAUGUGGACAAGUAUGUAGAUGUACCGCGGUACAACCACAGAGAGAAGAUCGUCGAGGUUCCAAAGGUGCUCGUUGUCGAGCGUAUCAUCCCAGUUCUGAAGACUGUGCGGAGGGAGACCGUCGUCUACGUGGACGAGGAUGGUAGCCAAACGCGCGUUCCGUCGCAGCCCUGUGCCUACGACGAACGUUAUCAGACUCACGUAUCGACUGCGUCGUCUCUAACGCCCUUUCCACCGACUCCGAUGUAACCGCACCGGCUUUUCAUGUAGCUACGAAUUUUGUUUUAGAAUCGGUGAGGUUACAGGGAAGAAGGAAUGACAGAAUCACACUUACCUCAUCCCGUCUUCAUCUGUGGUCGAUAUCGGAAACUUCACCCUUGGCUGGUGUCUCCGCCAGAGGGGGAAAACAAGGGGCGCACCUUUCGAGACUCAGACAAGACUGCUGAUUUAAGGCAUCUUGGCUUUUUCAUUCUCUUGCCCCCCGCUGCAAUCUGUGCCGCGCCGCCAUAAACUCUCUUGCACUACCUUGACUUCCUUUUUUUCCACGCGUCUUCGUCUGCCUCCCGGCAUGUUCUCGAGCCCAACCUUUGUCUGCCUCUGUAUUUUUAAACGGUGAUCCGUGGAGUGUGCGUUUUCACCCGCCUUCUUUCACCAGCCGUUUUGUCUGUGCUCCGGGAGUGUUUUCUUCCGUUGUCUUUCUUCCUCCUCCGUUCGCCACGUUUUUGGCGCCGGGAUUUCCGUUUUAUCUCCGAUGACCCUGAUAGCUUCGUCGGUCGUCCCUCCCAUGCGACGGUGUCUGUAUUUUCUGCACUUCAAGGUGCGUUUCGCCCCCCAAAUGUGCAGACACAUUGCGACGAUUUCUUGACUAAGAACCUCCGCCAAAAUGCUCUUUUUACUGACCUUGGUCUGAGUGCAAGGGCGUUUGCAAGGCCUCCCAACUUGCACAGGGUUCGCCCGCUGCAGUCGAUUCUAAGAAACUGGUGCCCGACAGGACAGAAUGGCUUCCAACAAAAAGGCUUCCAAAGAC
Molecule: messenger RNA, 2188 nt
Organism: Toxoplasma gondii ME49
Lineage: Eukaryota; Apicomplexa; Conoidasida; Eucoccidiorida; Sarcocystidae
Gene: ALV10
Product: alveolin domain containing intermediate filament IMC8
Exons: 4
Coding region: 802-1410 (202 amino acids)
Source: RefSeq, a predicted model, not a curated record